Porites evermanni is the source of this 12167-nucleotide messenger RNA. The record is from the annotation of a GenBank genome assembly. NCBI's taxonomy places the organism in Eukaryota, Metazoa, Cnidaria, Anthozoa, Scleractinia, Poritidae.
AUGGAGCAAAAGCUUCUUCUAGAUCAUGAAGCCCAAAGAGCAUCGGGGAUGACUUAUUGGAGUGGUCAAACGGUAAGGUAUGUAAAAGCUUAAAUGAAAAUCUUAGCCAGUCUGGGCCGGAAAAAAAAAAAAUCACUUAUGCCCAGACUGCUAAUCUUGUUAGCAGCGAUCGCUAGACUCAGGAUGACGCCAAAUAUGCUUUUAUCCAGACUUCAUAAAAAUAAAAGUUAGAUUUUAUAAUUCUAACUUUUUGUGUGCUAAUCUUUCUCACAUAACUUUGUUUUCAAACACCGGAGCGAUCGGCCGGAGCCAAGAGAUCUGAAAAUCGUCCUAAUCUAAGAAUGUCUCUGCUCAGAACUGGAGAAAAAUUCAUUAAAAGAAAAUGAAUUCAGGUUUUGUAGCAAAAGAAUAUAUUUUUAUUGGCGUGUAAAAACAGGUGAUCUGGAACUAAUGGGAUACUUGAUAACUGUAUCUCCUUGAUACGCCCUAGUUUCUCUAUGGCGGGACAGGUGGUCAGGCCUUACCCGUACACGUAGCCGUUGACGGGUAGAUAGCCUCUUACCCCGGAGAAACGGGUAUAGGUUUUGCUACCGGGUAGAAGAAAAGUUGUUGUCUUGUGUUCCCGUCCUCGACAGAACGUGAAAUUAGGCACUUUCACGUUGUAGUCGUGCAACGAGGUCUAAGAAAUGUCCAAUAAGCGUGAUGAACGUGCAAAGUUGUUGAUUUGCUAAUAGGGACUUUACGAUUAGCCUGUGUACAGACGUCCCCCCUCCCUCAGAAAAUAGAUAAAAUGGAUAAAAUGGAUCGUUAGGGCGUCAGGAUCGAAUCGGGACACCCUGGCACUGAGCCGAAAUCUCAGUUAAUUACUGUGAUGAGCUCAGGUGAAAGACAACGUGGAGCAUCGUGCUUGUCCAAUGAAACUCUUUCGUUGAAGACCGUGUGACUCAGUGAAGAUUAAUAGACCAUCAAAAAUAAGCCACCUAGACUCUUAGUUGAAGUCCUGUUUAAUCUUCGUUGAUUUAAUGGGUGCUAGAUAUAACGCGUGUACCCAUGGUAACCUAUUUACAAAAGCCUCUUCAAAAGUUGACAAAGCAAAUGACAAUGAAAGCGUGCUGAACCUUAAACAAAUCUAUUCAAUUUUUCCCUUUGCGAUCAUCACAAGAAGGGGUAAUCAUUUCUGCUUCAGUAACCUUUUAACGUCAUAAUUUUUCAUCAUUCGACUUCCCCAAAUCCGAGUUUACAUGUAAACCUUCGUACAUUUUGCUUCUUAGACCUCUUAGGAGAGUGCUGCUACAUUACUUUUAGCCGGUGUACGUAGCUACAUCCUCUCGCAGUUUAUUAACAGAAGCUGUCAGAGCAAAAUGCCGAGAAGGAAAGAAUAUGCAUUUGCAUGUCUUUAAGGUAGCUGCUUGGCUGGUAACCUUAGCGUGGACACGGUACUGUGAAGGUAAGUUUACUAAUAGUUGCUUGAACUUUCAUUUCUAUUCUAACAACAUAUGUCAAUAACAGGAUCAAUUCAGAAGUAAACAAACAAUGCUAUAAAUUGUAAGGGUAACAUAUUUGAAAGAAAAACACGAAGACAAAUCACUUGCUUGAUGAUUACGUACGCGAUUUCUUUUCUAUCCGCAAUUGCGUCCUUGCUCACUACACAACUCAUUUGGUAAAGGAACCACGGUGAAUCCCUCGGUAAAAGUGUUUUUCAGUGUAAUUAACGAUUGUUUGAUAUCAGCAACCCAUAAAUUGCGACACAUUGGUAAAGUAUACGUUGUUUGUGUAAUAUACCGGCUUCUAUCUUUCUGCAUGAUUUGAGCCCCUUUGGUCUUUCAAGAUUUACAAGAUGAUUACAUUUCGAUAUAAACACUACCGUAACCGCAAAAUAAUCAGUUUAACACUCGCUUACAGAACUGCCAUUUCUCCUUUUUUGUCUCGGUAAGAUUGGACGUAAAAGUUUAGCGGCAAAUUUCGCGUUCUGUCAUAUCUGUCCAUGGUUAUCGUAAUAGAUUUAAGAAGAUAAAUUGCUUCGGAAGCAUACGAGCUCUUUCUUUUUAGCACAUGGUUUUUUCCUGCUCAUAUACUGGCGAUAGGAUUUAACCUACCAUCGAUUCUAAUUAAAGUAUACACAGGUUACAAAUUGCUUACAAGCGGAUCUGACGUACGACCGUGUAGAAAGUAUCUCGUUGGUUAACUGUUGCGGAAGAAUCUCUGCUUUUAUUAGACUGUGUAUAACAAUCAUGAGGUGCCGUCCUCAUGUAUCCAUAUUUUUGAAAACGCAAAUACAUUUCCCACUUUCAAAGAAACUUGCAUCCAUACGCAUCAUUUUGUUCACUGCAGUCCUGAAAAUAGGCAGUCUACAAUCCUCCCUCUUUUUCUCUGAAAUAAUUGUUAAUCUGGUCAACAGUUACAGUCAAGCCAAGUUGUAAAGUAGUCUCACUGAAGCACUCUAACCUUAUGGUCUAACUCAUCCCUCGGAGGUCUCGCCUGUAGACGGUUCCCCCUAAGUAUUAUUAUGCGGUUUCAAAACCGCAAACCACUGUUCAUGAACUUCCUAUAUAUUUGAAUCUAAUACAUGUACUGCUAAAUGAUAGGCAAAUUAGUCAGUCUACCAAGUCGGUAUCAAGAGUUUCAUGAAAUAAUCAAGUGAUAACCAUAGGGAACUAAAUACUGUCAACUACGUGUGAGGAGUGUUAAGGCAUAAUCCAACUAUUAGGAAUGAUCGAGUGCACAACGUUAAGGACUCAACUGAGAGAGGUCAGAGACUGAAGUGUCCGCCGUGUUGUGGAAUGCCGAGAGAGUCGAUGAAAAUGACUGACUCAGAGAACGGCGGGGACUCUUCUGACUUUACCCCUUUUUGGGAGUUAUCAAUCUUAAAGAAGCAUCUGUUAAACGGAGUCCAUUGUACUUUUACUCGGAACAUUUUAUUUCAAGUCAAUAGAUCAGAGGGUCUCAGUGGGGUUUACCGUCAGCUGUCAAAAGGCCUUAAAAUUAACCGUAAACCGUCAAAAAAGUUAUUUUUUAGCGUCAACCGUCAAAAAUGUAGGGCAAGAUUAACCGUAAAAAAGUUUCAAAGUAUUUGAAAUCUCACCAUUUAUUUCAGCUAAUCUUCACGGAAUUCCGGCUCCUAACGAAUUUCUAAACUGGAAAAACCGCCGGAUUCCCAUGUUCUCAAACAAAAGACUCUUUUUACACACUACAAUACCUUACAACCUCCUUACAUCUGAAAAUAUUUCGAAAUUUUAUAAGCGAAUAGACAGUCAAGACAACCUCCAAAACACAUAACUUGAUAUUUAUUCAUACAGAGGUUAAUUUUACGUCAACUUUUGUACUAAAUUUCCACUUAAUAACCGUCAACCGUCAAACGAUUUAAAAAGAUUUAAUCUUCAUUUGACAAAUUGGAAAAAUUUAACCGUCAACUGUCAAAGACACCCUCUUCCUAUACCUACUAAGUCAGGUCAAGUUUAUCUUUUCAAUUUGUUUCUCUUGCCUAGCUUCCGCGCCUGUGUUUAGCUCCAGCUCUUACAGCAGCACUGUCAACGAAAACGUACCCACAGGCACCACAGUCAGCGGCAUUACUCUUUCGGCAACUGACAGCGAUGGAGAUAGCAUCACCUACUCUAUAAUCAGUUCAGCAGGGCCGUUUAAACUGAGUGGGGCUGGGGCAUCUGUGCUAACUAAUGGACUGGCAAUUGACUUUGAGACACAGGACUCCUAUUCGUUGACGGUUCAAGCUCAGGCUGCAGGUGAUUAUGGAAUAAAUAACGUCAUUUUGAAAUGAUUCAGUUUGAUUUGCUGGCGUAUUUUACUCCAGCCCUUCAUCCCCGAAGUUGCGUACAAGACAAGUCGUUCAUUUAUGAAGAAUUGAGAAUACAGUUGUUUUGAUUUCGCAUAUAGCUUACUGAGCUUUAUGGAACAAAAAGCUUGCAUUAUUCCUAAAGCGCACAAAAUGUCUUUUUAUUUGGUUUUUCUCUUUCUGUGUAAAUUAUUUUUUUUGUACGUCUUAUUUUUCUCUCCUAAUUCGUAAUUUGAAGAGGCUGCCGUUAAUUUAACUCACUACUGCGCAGUCGCCGAAAUUCAAAAUCUCCUUCUAUAGACGUGCUUUAUAGAAAAGUUAUAAAAUCAAAAAUAUGUUUUACGUGGUAAAAUGGUUUUUUCCUUGUUUCUUCAGUAAUUAAAAAACAUCUGUAUUGCAGUAUAGUCCGCCUGGAUCUGCUACUAAUCGUUUAAACAAGGCCUUUGUUUUUUUUUUUUAAGGUGAAACAGCAAAUGCGAGCGUAACUAUCACGGUUGUCAAUGUGAAUGAAGCUCCAAGCUUCACGCUAUCCUCAUACAGCGGUGUCAUUGCUGAGAAUAGUGUCAAUGGAGUUGACAUCAUUACCAUACCUGCUACAGACCCUGAUAGCGGUGACACGCUGAACUAUAGUCUGUCCGGCUCAGGUACGUUCAGGUUGAUUGAGGCCCGAGAAAUCUUCGUCGAUAAAAGAAAAAAAUCGUCAACUUUCCACCAGUUGAUUUAUUUUCUAGCGUUCCACAGUUAGGAUCUAUUAUAAGAAGGGAUUUAGAAAUGUCACCUUCACGACCAUAGUUUCUUUCCUUGAGAAAUGUUGUUAAAACAAACAAACAAACUAGCCAAAAAUAAACAAAUGCAUAAAAGGGCUUCAUUUCCUCACUGGACUCAGAAGUCUGCUUAAAUUAGCAAAAGCUAGGCAACCCCUCGGUUUUGCAACCUGUUCUUUGUUUUUUGGAUAUCAGAUGAAACACUCCUUCUCGUGUUUGAUACAUCACAUCUUUGUGUUUGGAUAUGAUCAGAUGAAACUUCUCGUGUUUGAUGCACUACCUCGCAGUGUUUGGAUAUCAGAUGAAACACUCCUUCUCCUGUUUGACACAUAACCGCGCAAUAUUUAGCCCACGAACACAGACGUAUUUCCGGACGUCCCUUCUCUCCACCCGAAAAUACGUCUGUGUUUGCAGGCUACGCAGUGUUUGGAUAUCAGAUGAAACACUCAUUCUCGUGUUAUAUUUAUACAUUUUGCUUCUUGGAUAUCAGGUGAAACACCUUUUCUAGUGUUUGAUCUUUUUCGUCCAGACUUUUAAAAACAAAUCAAAAUCAAAGCUAAAUCAUCUUAGUCUUUUGAGUCUGAUAUAACGUGAAGGAAAUUAUCGAUUCCCUUUUAUUUAGGAUCGUCCUUGUUUGAUGUGCUGAGCAAUGGAGAGAUAGAAGUCGCUGGAAGUCUGAAUUUUGAGAGCACACCCAGCUACUCUUUGACGCUGACCGUAACAGACGCAGGCUCUCUGACCGAUACAGCAGUUGUUGUUAUUUCUGUCAGCGAUGUGAAUGAGGACCCGUCGUUUGUGGGGGCACCAUAUUCUGCCACGGUAGCGGAGAAUGACGCUGCAGCGAGUGUUGUUACUGUUAGUGCUACGGAUCCAGAUUCAGGUAAAGUGUUGAAAUUACUUUUUUCUUUUACACUACUAACACUCUCUAUGGCGGCUAAACGUUGCUUUCUAGAGAAAGCGCAGAUCCAGGGAAAGGUCCCGGGGGGCCCGGGCCCCCACCUUGUUUUUAAACCAUACUGAGGCCCGAAGGGCUGCAAAAAUGUUUUUGGAUACCCCCCCUCCCCCACCCUUAUCUCAGGGUCCCCUCCCUUAUCUGCUUAUCUGAGGGUCUGGGUCCGCCUUUGAAGCAAGAGUUUUAUCUGAUUAAUUCUGGGAAAAAUAUCCCACCGUUUUGCUCACGCGAGUUUCUUAAUACCGUGAUCAAGGGUGGAUUUCCAAUGCGUAAACGCGUAACUUAAUUGAAAUUCGCGAGCGGCAAUGAAAUAGGGACAAUGCAUGGAAGGCCGCGCCUACCAAUGAGCGAGGUUCAACCGUUUUAAAUUUACGCUCGACCUCCAUACAUUGCCUCUAUUUUAUAUACGCACGUAAAACAUGAUUACGCGAUAGUGGAAAUCCACUUUAAGUUCUUUCAAUUGCUUUGUUUGUAUAAUAAUCGGUAUAGACUCUUAACCAAAGCUUUACAUUGGAAAAAUUUAACCGUCAACUGUCAAAGACACCCUCUUCCUAUACCUACUAAGUCAGGUCAAGUUUAUCUUUUCAAUUUGUUUCUCUUGCCUAGCUUCCGCGCCUGUGUUUAGCUCCAGCUCUUACAGCAGCACUGUCAACGAAAACGUACCCACAGACACCACAGUCAGCGGCAUUACUCUUUCGGCAACUGACAGCGAUGGAGAUAGCAUCACCUACUCUAUAAUCAGUUCAGCAGGGCCGUUUAAACUGAGUGGGGCUGGGGCAUCUGUGCUAACUAAUGGACUGGCAAUUGACUUUGAGACACAGGACUCCUAUUCGUUGACGGUUCAAGCUCAGGCUGCAGGUGAUUAUGGAAUAAAUAACGUCAUUUUGAAAUGAUUCAGUUUGAUUUGCUGGCGUAUUUUACUCCAGCCCUUCAUCCCCGAAGUUGCGUACAAGACAAGUCGUUCAUUUAUGAAGAAUUGAGAAUACAGUUGUUUUGAUUUCGCAUAUAGCUUACUGAGCUUUAUGGAACAAAAAGCUUGCAUUAUUCCUAAAGCGCACAAAAUGUCUUUUUAUUUGGUUUUUCUCUUUCUGUGUAAAUUAUUUUUUUUGUACGUCUUAUUUUUCUCUCCUAAUUCGUAAUUUGAAGAGGCUGCCGUUAAUUUAACUCACUACUGCGCAGUCGCCGAAAUUCAAAAUCUCCUUCUAUAGACGUGCUUUAUAGAAAAGUUAUAAAAUCAAAAAUAUGUUUUACGUGGUAAAAUGGUUUUUUCCUUGUUUCUUCAGUAAUUAAAAAACAUCUGUAUUGCAGUAUAGUCCGCCUGGAUCUGCUACUAAUCGUUUAAACAAGGCCUUUGUUUUUUUUUUUUAAGGUGAAACAGCAAAUGCGAGCGUAACUAUCACGGUUGUCAAUGUGAAUGAAGCUCCAAGCUUCACGCUAUCCUCAUACAGCGGUGUCAUUGCUGAGAAUAGUGUCAAUGGAGUUGACAUCAUUACCAUACCUGCUACAGACCCUGAUAGCGGUGACACGCUGAACUAUAGUCUGUCCGGCUCAGGUACGUUCAGGUUGAUUGAGGCCCGAGAAAUCUUCGUCGAUAAAAGAAAAAAAUCGUCAACUUUCCACCAGUUGAUUUAUUUUCUAGCGUUCCACAGUUAGGAUCUAUUAUAAGAAGGGAUUUAGAAAUGUCACCUUCACGACCAUAGUUUCUUUCCUUGAGAAAUGUUGUUAAAACAAACAAACAAACUAGCCAAAAAUAAACAAAUGCAUAAAAGGGCUUCAUUUCCUCACUGGACUCAGAAGUCUGCUUAAAUUAGCAAAAGCUAGGCAACCCCUCGGUUUUGCAACCUGUUCUUUGUUUUUUGGAUAUCAGAUGAAACACUCCUUCUCGUGUUUGAUACAUCACAUCUUUGUGUUUGGAUAUGAUCAGAUGAAACUUCUCGUGUUUGAUGCACUACCUCGCAGUGUUUGGAUAUCAGAUGAAACACUCCUUCUCGUGUUUGAUACAUCACAUCUUUGUGUUUGGAUAUGAUCAGAUGAAACUUCUCGUGUUUGAUGCACUACCUCGCAGUGUUUGGAUAUCAGAUGAAACACUCCUUCUCGUGUUUGAUACAUCACAUCUUUGUGUUUGGAUAUGAUCAGAUGAAACUUCUCGUGUUUGAUGCACUACCUCGCAGUGUUUGGAUAUCAGAUGAAACACUCCUUCUCGUGUUUGAUACAUCACAUCUUUGUGUUUGGAUAUGAUCAGAUGAAACUUCUCGUGUUUGAUGCACUACCUCGCAGUGUUUGGAUAUCAGAUGAAACACUCCUUCUCGUGUUUGAUACAUCACAUCUUUGUGUUUGGAUAUGAUCAGAUGAAACUUCUCGUGUUUGAUGCACUACCUCGCAGUGUUUGGAUAUCAGAUGAAACACUCCUUCUCCUGUUUGACACAUAACCGCGCAAUAUUUAGCCCACGAACACAGACGUAUUUCCGGACGUCCCUUCUCUCCACCCGAAAAUACGUCUGUGUUUGCAGGCUACGCAGUGUUUGGAUAUCAGAUGAAACACUCAUUCUCGUGUUAUAUUUAUACAUUUUGCUUCUUGGAUAUCAGGUGAAACACCUUUUCUAGUGUUUGAUCUUUUUCGUCCAGACUUUUAAAAACAAAUCAAAAUCAAAGCUAAAUCAUCUUAGUCUUUUGAGUCUGAUAUAACGUGAAGGAAAUUAUCGAUUCCCUUUUAUUUAGGAUCGUCCUUGUUUGAUGUGCUGAGCAAUGGAGAGAUAGAAGUCGCUGGAAGUCUGAAUUUUGAGAGCACACCCAGCUACUCUUUGACGCUGACCGUAACAGACGCAGGCUCUCUGACCGAUACAGCAGUUGUUGUUAUUUCUGUCAGCGAUGUGAAUGAGGACCCGUCGUUUGUGGGGGCACCAUAUUCUGCCACGGUAGCGGAGAAUGACGCUGCAGCGAGUGUUGUUACUGUUAGUGCUACGGAUCCAGAUUCAGGUAAAGUGUUGAAAUUACUUUUUUCUUUUACACUACUAACACUCUCUAUGGCGGCUAAACGUUGCUUUCUAGAGAAAGCGCAGAUCCAGGGAAAGGUCCCGGGGGGCCCGGGCCCCCACCUUGUUUUUAAACCAUACUGAGGCCCGAAGGGCUGCAAAAAUGUUUUUGGAUACCCCCCCUCCCCCACCCUUAUCUCAGGGUCCCCUCCCUUAUCUGCUUAUCUGAGGGUCUGGGUCCGCCUUUGAAGCAAGAGUUUUAUCUGAUUAAUUCUGGGAAAAAUAUCCCACCGUUUUGCUCACGCGAGUUUCUUAAUACCGUGAUCAAGGGUGGAUUUCCAAUGCGUAAACGCGUAACUUAAUUGAAAUUCGCGAGCGGCAAUGAAAUAGGGACAAUGCAUGGAAGGCCGCGCCUACCAAUGAGCGAGGUUCAACCGUUUUAAAUUUACGCUCGACCUCCAUACAUUGCCUCUAUUUUAUAUACGCACGUAAAACAUGAUUACGCGAUAGUGGAAAUCCACUUUAAGUUCUUUCAAUUGCUUUGUUUGUAUAAUAAUCGGUAUAGACUCUUAACCAAAGCUUUACAUGCUUUUCUCCUUGUUUCAGGAGACUCUGUCACGUUCAGUCUAUCGGGUUCAAAAAGCUCAGACUUUACUAUACAUGCAUCCAGCGGAGUUGUCACGCUCACUGACGCACUUAACUACGAGGUUACCUCAUCCUACUCACUCACAGUCACAGCGUCUGAUAGCAACGGUGGUGUCACGCAAACUUCACUUACUGUUACGGUAACGAAUGCCAAUGAUGCCCCAGUCUCCCUCGGUAAUCCAUACUCGGCGACCAUCGCGGAAGACGAACCCAGCGGUACAAAUGUUUUAAAGACGGCUGCUUCGGAUGAAGAUGGCCAUGGCAUUUUAUUUAGCUUGUCGGGGAGUUCCGAUUUCGAGAUCCUUAACUCAGGAAUGAUUCGGAUCAAGGCAGGGGUUAGCUUAGAUUACGAAAUUCAAGACAGUUACAACUUAACGGUGACUUUUUCCGACGGUGUAGCAAGUGAUUCCGAGCUAGUUGCGAUAACUGUGACGAACAAAAACGACGCACCUACCUUGCCAAGUUCUCCGUACUCCACGAGCGUUUCCGAAGAUGUGUCCGUGGGAGCGAGUGUUUACGACAUAGAUGCAAGUGACCAGGACGGUGAUUCGUUAACAUAUACGCUGUCGGGAACUGGUGUAACGCACUUUACGAUCGAUUCCAAUACUGGGAUUGUAACAACCACCCAGGCGUUGGAUUACGAAGAUACGACCUCUUAUUUCGUGACCGGUGAGUAAAUAAGUGAUAUAUUUAUAUAUAUAGAGAGUUUACUAGGAAAGUUCAUUAGAGACAAAAUUGUAACUUCAUACCAUAUAUGAAUCUUGUAAGAAAGCUUUAAAUCCAAGUGACGGUUUCUAAUGCCAUACUUAAUUGGAGGACGAGGUCAACAAGAAUUACAGCACAUUUGUAUGAUGAUCAAUUAUGAAGAUUUUCAACUCUGUUUAUCUUACGUCAGAUUUUAACAUAUUAUGACAAACAUUGGCUUGAGUGGUAAGCAUAAAUUUUUUAGGCAACGUUGGGGUUCUAGCUAAAAUCUUUUCCUUACACUGACUUAUACCACAUUAAGUCUCAUUUUUGAUUCCAAUUCUGAAUCCUGAUUUAGUUGCAAACAUCCUUAGUUCAGACCUAAAUCCCAACGUCUGUUGCUAAAGGAAAUGUUUGACUGCAUCGAAAGUUGAGCAGAGCUGCGCGUUUUACAAUGUAAAUCCGCCUUAAGCAUGAGCUACAAAAAUGCCUGGCUAAAGUUUUUUUACUUUUAGACUCCGUUCACAUGGCACCAGACUUAUUUUCGACCGGUUAAAAAUUCGUGCGUUUAGAUGUUCCGUUCACAAAGAACCACUUUAACCUUACAAAAAUUUAGAGGCCUAGCGGUUUAAAGUUCCGUGUACAGAGCUAAAAUCUUAACCGGUCAGGAGCUCAUAACCCACAAAGAAAGCAUCCUUGAAUAUUACUGUGACUCUGACCAGGAGCUCAUAACCCAGAGAAAGCAACCCCCAUAUUAGGCAGAUGUCACGGCGUUUUCACGGACGGGUUUGUUUUUACACAGGGGGCCCACACAAUCUGUUUAAAAUUUGUGUAGCCGAUUGUUAUUUUAUAGUAAAUGUACUGGAUUUACCGUUUGCUUCACCUAUAGCGAUAUAUCGCUAACUAUGUAUAUAAAUCAAUGAUAAAUAAACGUUGAAUUACCUUGCCUUGCGAUUGUUGUUUAACGAAAUCCAAUAAAAAAAAAAGGCAAUCAGCGGGACGGUUUGCGGCUGGCACGUAUGAAUCUUGCUACGCAUUCCAGUCGCUCGAAUACUGUGGGAUUUUGAUUUUCUUCGAGGGCUAGCUACGGGCCGUUUGGAUGGAUUUUCGAUUGGAAGGUACGAGAAGAAUCGUGAAUCUUUUGACCUUUAUGCUGCGAAGUUUGAAAGCGGAGCGUGCGAUUUUGGGGGGGGAAAAUCGCUCCGGCGCUGGAACCCUUUCAAAACAAGGAUACCUCCCUUGUCCUUCUAUUAUAUGGAACAGUCAACGGCGAACUCAAAUUCAUUCAAAAUCGCUCAAAAAACCGCUUUUGAGGCAAAAGGACGACUUUGCGUUAUUUUCCUCACUUAUACAUUGUCCGUGACUGUGCUCACAUGGUGGGUGGCUCCUCCUAAAAUGUUCUGCAAUUGGUAUAGGAUUUAAUGGAGCCGAAACCAAUUGUGGAAUUGCACGCAUUUUAGGUAUCCUACUGAUGAACAGUUGCGACACGUAGAUAUAUAUGUUUUAGCAACUGAGAUAAUUUGCAGUCUGUCUACUUUGAAUACACCACAGGUAAGGUAAUUCAACGUUUAUUUAUCAUUGAUUUAUAUACAUAGUUAGCGAUAUAUCGCCAUAGGUGAAGCAAACGGUAAAUCCAGUACAUUUACUAUAAAAUAACAAUCGGCUACACAAACAGAUUGUGUGGGCCCCCUGUGAUUUUUAGAUACGCUUAAAAGCAUUUUUUCUCGCGAAAAUGGAACCUCUAGCCUGCUCCUUCCACGAGUGCUUCCGAGGAAUAAGAUAUUAAAAUUGGAAACUAAACGUCAUUAAGGUCAGUAAUAAACUCGUGAAAUGAGUACAUGGAAGUUGCCGGCUCUUGGUUCAAGUUAGCGAGCUUACGCAACAGAACGGGAGAGGAAAGAAGACGGCAAACCCUGUGUAACAAGCGUGACAACAAUUUUGUUGGAAAAAUCUUUUCUCCAAACUUCACUCUCCUUUAAACAGAUCUUUUUUUAAAAGACCAGAAAACAUUAAAAUAAGUGAAGAUCGAUCACGACAAAACACGCAAGUAAUAGCUCUAUCACGUUUCACACACAGGCGUUUUUCCGUCCUCUUCUUUCUGCCGUCCUGUUCCGUAAACUCACUACUGACCCCCUGGAACGGUUCCGUGUGAACGAAGUGUGUGGUCAAAUUUUCAGUCGGUCGAAAAUUCGUCCGCUUCGGGCGUGUGAAAUUAGCCUUAACUUGAUCCUUUUUCUCUAGUUCAUGUAUCUGAUGGAAAUGGCGACCUCACCUCCACCAGCCUCACAAUCACAUUACUGACGCAAACGAUAGCCCAGAAUUCCUUGUGGCACCAUAUACUUCGGCCAUUGAUGAAGGUCUGA